UCCCAGAUUCUCAUCUUAAUGGCCACUGUUCCUGAUCAGUGGUCGGUCCAGAGUGGGCUGGCACCUUUUCGCUGAACUAGAAAAUGGUGACCCUGCCCAUGCUACUCCCAAACAUUUCCACACAUUGUUCAAUUUCGAAAGGAAGCAUGAUCUCGGGGUGUGCCCUCGUCAGGCCUCCAACCUGGACGGCUUGGACCAGUGCCCGUCGUUGCUUGAUCACGGUUGACCGUGAAGGGCGAUUGGAUCGGAGUCAAACGGCCAAACCCGUGAUCGACAUUCCCGUUCAGGUUCAAAGGCAGGCCGUGAAACGCAUGCAAAAACUGCGGAAACGCAAUUGGAAAUAUCCCGAAGUGAAAACCGGAGAUCGAACCCAGCCAAUUCUGGUCUGUCGACGAUCGGAACUCGAUCAUUUUCGCAAUCAAUCCUACCGAAAAUUGGCUAAAUUGCAAUUAGCCUCGGAGCAUUGGCACAGUCGCCCUCUCGGACGCAGGUCGAGGCCAUUCCACAAGUUUUACAAGCCGGGGAUUGCCUGGUGGCGGCCGAAACCGGUUCGGGUAAAACCUUGGCUUUCGUCGCCCCUGUUUUGCAACGGAUUCUCUCAAGUGAGGCCAAUCCUCAUCGACCGGCGACGGGCGCCCCUUUGGCCCUGAUCCUGACCCCUGGCCGAGAAUUGGCAUACCAAAUCUUCCAGGUGGUCCAGAGUCUAGGGUCAAGGUUGGGAUUGCGCAGCCAUUUGGAAGUGGGAUUGGGUCAUGGGGUUGCGCCCCACCCCAAAACCAGUAUUCAAGGAAUACCGUUGGAUAUCUUGGUGGGUACCUUUGGUGCCGUGUCCAAUCAGUACGCCCGUAAUUGCUACACCCGAAGUUCGGUGCGUCAGAUUGUGUUGGACGAGGCGGAUACGUUGUUGGAUGACACGUUCAAUCCGGACACGAUGCCUUUCUUGGAUCAAUUCCGGGAGACUCGAAAUCAAACGGUCCAACGCAUUUUUGCCGCUGCUACUUAUCCCACGAGCUUGGAUACCGUUUUGGGCCAUGUGGUGUCGUCCAACGACCUCAAUGAGGUGGUCUCCCCAGGGUUACACAUGCCUUUGACCCAUGUGGAGCAGAAAUUUAUCCGGGUGAGCCGAGACGGCCGCUUGGAGUACCUGGCCGAAUUGCUGGUCCAGGAUCAAACCCGGGGCAAGUCCACUCUAGUUUUUAGUAACACCAGUCACCAGGCCCGUUCUAUUGCUCGAUACUUGAAUGAUCAAGGUAUCCAAUGUGCCGAGAUUCACUCAAACUUGAACCACUACCAACGAACCAGCAGCUGGAGUAAAUUUGUGUCAGGUGAGGUGAAAGUCAUAUCGGGUACGGAUGUGGCUUCACGGGGCUUAGAUUCACGGGACAUUGGACAUGUGAUCAAUUUUGAAUUCCCGCAAAACAUGUCAGACUACGUGCAUCGGGUGGGCCGAGUGGGCCGAAUGGCUUCCGUUCAACAUCCGAAAAUCACGAAUUUUGUGCGGGGUUUUAUACAAGUGAAUCUGGUGCAAAAGAUUGAAACCGCCAUUCGACGCAAUACAGAGUUGCCUAAUGUGAAUAACAACAUCAUCCGCAUCAUCAAACAGUUUCAAACCAAAAAAGAUAUGCCUUCAAGAUUUCAAUUUGAGCCGUGAUUUUAACCAAUAAAAAAAAAAAGAAACGUA
Molecule: messenger RNA, 1681 nt
Organism: Tigriopus californicus
Lineage: Eukaryota; Metazoa; Arthropoda; Copepoda; Harpacticoida; Harpacticidae
Gene: Dbp21E2
Product: probable ATP-dependent RNA helicase DDX28
Biological process (GO): mitochondrial large ribosomal subunit assembly
Cellular component (GO): mitochondrion
Molecular function (GO): ATP binding; RNA helicase activity; nucleic acid binding
Source: RefSeq, a predicted model, not a curated record